Messenger RNA from Acanthaster planci (crown-of-thorns starfish), 477 nucleotides. RefSeq lists its product as uncharacterized. Gene Ontology annotation, molecular function: calcium ion binding. The record is from RefSeq and is a predicted model, not a curated record. Lineage: Eukaryota; Metazoa; Echinodermata; Asteroidea; Valvatida; Acanthasteridae.
UUUGAGGCAGCUGGAAACGUGAAACUUGAAGCGACAUAAACAAAUUAUUUCUUGACGGAUUUUGGGUGAAAACGAUCGCCGGUGGACCUAGGCGAGCAAGAUGGGUCGCCGACGCUGGUCUGAGGCGCAAUUCCGUGCACUCUGGUUUCUUCUUGUAAUGAUAUCAGUUGGGAACACAGACUCAACUUCUGAAUUGACCACCACUUUGGAAUCACCCUCCACCAAUUCGGAAUCCACCUCAACCUCGAUAUCUACCAACACUUUGGAAUCUAUCACCAUUCUGGACACAACUACUGAAUCAACUUCUGAAUUGACCACCACUUUGGAAUCCACCACCACUUCGGAAUCACCCUCCCCUUCGGAAUCCACCUCUACCUCGGUAUCUACCAGCACUUUGGAAUCUAUCACCAUUCUGGACACAACUACUGGUGAGUGAAGGAUAAUUUUUUUUUCAAAGUCGUCACAUGAGCCGUAUUG